AUGCUAGCUAGGUUAACUGGAUCUAACACUGAAUUAUUUUUAGCUUGUUUUGGUGGACAGUGUCCAACAGGACACUCUUGCUAUCAAAACAAAUGUUACAGAACAGGAGGAGUUUGUCCUUGUGGGGCCGGUUUUACCUGUGUGACUCUUGAUGAUGGAACAAGAGAAUGCAUCGAUUUAAACACUGGAUCUGCAAUGGCGCCGAAUCGCACAUGCACUAAUAUUGCCAGAAAUUGCGUGCAGUUAUCAUAUCUUUGCAAUAAUACGAUUUAUGCAAAUUUAAUGACACAACAGUGUGCUGCAACAUGCGGUAGAUGUACUGGAGAAAAUGUAGGAACGAGCCAAUGUGUUGACCUUUCUCAGCCUGGACGCCCAUCGGAUUGUCCAGCAAAUAGGAAUCUAUGCCAAAAUUCUAACUACAGAACUCUAAUGGCGCAACAAUGUCGUAAAACUUGUGGUUACUGCUGA
Messenger RNA from Dracunculus medinensis (Guinea worm), 468 nucleotides. Lineage: Eukaryota; Metazoa; Nematoda; Chromadorea; Rhabditida; Dracunculidae. The record is from the annotation of a GenBank genome assembly.